Messenger RNA from Chilo suppressalis (striped riceborer), 698 nucleotides. The record is from the annotation of a GenBank genome assembly. Lineage: Eukaryota; Metazoa; Arthropoda; Insecta; Lepidoptera; Crambidae.
CAGAGUUUUAGUUUCACAGUGUAGCUACCAGUGUCUUUAGGAUUUAGGUUUAGGACUCCUAAAUCUUCAAGAACGAGCCCUGAACACAUCUUUUCCCAAUAAAAUUCGAUAUGUGGAGUGAUUCUUUGCUAAUAGUUUUUAUUUCAAUCUGUACAGCAUUCUUAGGAGAAGGAUUGACAUGGAUACUUGUCUACAGAACCGAAAAAUAUCAAAAACUCAAAGUGGAAGUAGAACGGCAAAGUAAAAAAUUGGAAAAAAGAAAAGAAGCUCAUGGUGAUUCUUUGGAUAAGCAGCACAAGAAAAAAAUUGAACGAGAAGAAGAAAGACUCAAAAACAACAAUAGAGAUCUUUCCUUGGUUAAAAUGAAAUCAAUGUUUGCAAUUGGAUUUGCUUUUACAGCAUUGCUCAGCAUGUUUAAUAGUAUAUUCGAUGGAAGAGUUGUUGCCAAGUUACCGUUUCAUCCAAUAUCCUGGAUUCAAGGAUUGAGCCACCGAAAUUUGCCUGGAGAUGAUUACACUGAUUGCUCCUUUAUCUUUCUAUACAUAUUGUGCACAAUGAGUAUCAGACAAAACAUCCAGAAAUUGCUAGGAUUUGCUCCAUCUAGAGCUGCAUCUAAGCAAGGUGGUGCUUUAUUUACGGCACCUCCAGCUCAAUUUAAGUAAUAGAAGGAUUAUACAAAUUAGUAAAUUAAAUGAGAA